Elaeis guineensis (African oil palm) is the source of this 1348-nucleotide messenger RNA. Its product is annotated as calcium uniporter protein 6, mitochondrial. The record is from RefSeq and is a predicted model, not a curated record. Lineage: Eukaryota; Viridiplantae; Streptophyta; Magnoliopsida; Arecales; Arecaceae. Gene Ontology annotation, cellular component: uniplex complex. Gene Ontology annotation, molecular function: calcium channel activity; uniporter activity. Gene Ontology annotation, biological process: mitochondrial calcium ion homeostasis; calcium import into the mitochondrion.
GUUACGGCCACGCUCAUCGCCACUCCAACCCCUCCCACGAAAUCCCACCCCCACCUCCCCUUCCCUAUCUCCUUUUCCUCGCUCUUAGGCGUUCUCGUCACUCGCCCUCUCGUUCACCGCACGAUGUGGCGAUUCUCCUCGCGUCGCUUCCUCCGCCUCCGGACCCUCCUCCUAGACGAGGCGGUGAAAGUCACCGGCUGCCGGUCUGCGGAGCACCCGAUCCGCCGUCCCUGGCUCCACCUCUCCGCCUUCUCCUCGUCCGUCUAUCCCACCGCCUCCCCGUCCUCGCCUUCUUACCCCGCCACCGCCGCCGGGGCGGCGGACCGCGGCAGCUUCGGCAGAGGCGACCCCUUGGAUGGUGUAACCUUCACGGAGGCGAAGCGGCUGAUGCGGCUGGUGAACGUGGAGGCACUCAAGCGGAAGCUGGAGAGGGAUGGGGAGGAGGUCAUUGGGUAUUCGGAGCUCCUUGAGGCGUGCGAGGAGAUGGGGUUGGUGCGGACGCGGGACGAGGCGAUGAGCUUCGCCCGGGUCCUGGACGAGGCCGGCGUCGUCCUCCUCUUCAGGGACAAGGUCUAUCUCCACCCGGAUAAGGUUGUUGAUCUCGUUAGCAGAGCUGUUCCCCUUGCGCUGGCACCUCAGAAUGAUCCAAGGAUUGAAGAGCUAAAGCAGCUGCAGAGAAAAAAGGAAGAAAUUGAUAUGCUUGCUCACAAGCAGGUCCGUCGCAUUCUUUGGUCAGGAUUAGGGUUCUUCAUUGUUCAGGUUGGUCUUUUCUUUCGUCUAACAUUCUGGGAGUUCUCAUGGGAUGUCAUGGAGCCGAUUGCAUUUUUCACCACAACAGCCGGCAUAAUCAUUGGAUAUGCCUACUUCCUUUUUACAUCAAGGGAUCCGACAUAUCAAGAUCUGAUGAAGAGGCUCUUCUUAUCCAGACAAAGAAAAUUGUCACAGAGGCAGAACUUUGACAUGACAAGAUAUAUGGAAUUGCAGAAACACUGCAAAUGUCCUUUGGAUAAAAUAGUAGGGAUGGAACAUGUUCAUGAGUCUGAUGUCUCUCAUCUUCAACAUGUCUCAGCUUACAAGUGACAAAUCCGUUGUGUUAACACCCAGAUCUAUUAUCUAUUUCUGGGCAACGACAAAAAAAAUGCUGCUGGGACAAGCAAAUUGCUGUUUUUUGUAGAGAUGCUAACAGAUCCUUUUUUGGCUACUUUCUAAUAUCAAAUUCCUGUGUAAUGCCCUUCUCCACUGUGAUGUGAUUACAGAAGGCAACAUAUCAGUUUUGUAGCCAACAGAGAGAUUUUAUAUACAGAACCGUUGUAACCUGCCUGCUAUCAAUACAGUCCUAAAUUCCUCA